AUGCAUGGAACGGAUAGUGCUUUCGCGACGGAGACCGUAUCGGCCUGUACUGGCGUCAAAUCGUUCGAGCUGAAGCCGGACGACAGCCAUGAUUCAGUCGAGGCAUUGAAUCUCGUCAAAACCAUAGAUCUCGGCGGCAAUGAUGAAAACGGAAAGUUCCCGCUCAAUGAAGGGUAUUUCAUCCUGGACCCGGUCCGGUUCGAUCUAGGCUAUGGCGUCUUCAUCAAGGCCGUCGACAAGGCCGUGGGCGCCCGUUCCCUUUUGGAACGGAAGUUCAACAAUAACACCGGCGAUCCAGAUGUCCAGCCACGGGAACGAGCCCGCCACCUUGACAACCAAGUCAUACCAGCGGCGUGCUUCGACGCGUGCAACAACCUCUCCCUUGAGGCCCAGUUAACGGGCAGGAGCCCCGGGCUGUGCAGGCCUGGGUCGGCCUUUAUGUUCUACUACCUCGGCUUCACCGUGGGCUCGAGUUACCUCUCCGAGAAGUCCUCGCAGUUCCUGCGGUACUGCAAGAUGUCUGGCGACAUCGGGAUCGGAGUCUUCGCCGGCGACCACGUCGUCCACAGUCGACGAUGA
Molecule: messenger RNA, 579 nt
Organism: Diaporthe citri
Lineage: Eukaryota; Fungi; Ascomycota; Sordariomycetes; Diaporthales; Diaporthaceae
Exons: 3
Coding region: 1-579 (192 amino acids)
Source: RefSeq, a predicted model, not a curated record